AGUAUACUGUUCGAUAUAUCUAUAUAUAACAUAUAUAUAUAUAUACUCAGUGGUGUUUUAAGUGAUACAAGAGUAGAGUAGGUGUGACAAUGUUUCAACUAUAAUUAUAAUUUAUUACAUAUAUUCACAAAUACAAUACGGCUAAAAAUAAAAAGUAAAUAAAAAUGGCUGAAUUAGCGGCAUUACUCCGUCAAGAUAUACCGGAGGGUCGUAGCAAUUUAGCCGACAGUCACACAAAUCUCGAGCGAGUCGCCGAGUACUGCGAAGCAAAUUAUUUUCAAGCUGAAAACAAGCGAAUAGCAUUAGAAGAAACUAAAAAUUUUACUACUCAAUCACUUGCCAGCGUUGCGUACCAGAUCAAUACUCUCGCGUACAAUUUUCUCCAGCUGCUGGAUCUUCAGACUUCCCAACUCAACGAAAUGGAAAGUCAGAUGAACCAUAUCGCCCAGACGGUGAUGAUACAUAAAGAGAAAGUUGCUCGUCGUGAGAUCGGAGUUCUUACUGCAAAUAAAAUGACAACAAGACAAUACAAAAUAAUUGCACCCGCAAAUCCGGAAAAACCAAUAAAAUAUGUACGUAAAAGCAUCGACUAUACAACUUUGGAUGAAAUUGGUCAUGGAGUGAGAAGCGGAGGUACUCCGAGAAGUAAACAGCGAGGUAGUAGUCAGGGAAGUGUUCAAAGUUUGGGUGGUACUUCAACAAAUUCAGGAAUCACUGCAGCGAUGGUUGGUCCAGCUCCGACAACAAAACCUCCGACUCCGCCGCAAGUCGCGAGAACUGGAACGCUGAGCAAGGGAUCAAGAGAAUAUAGAACUCCGCCAGCAGUUGCUCCGCCACAAGUACCAAGUCAUUAUGCGCCCAAUUAUCCUCUGGGACACCCGAGACGGGAACGAGGCCCUGGUUACAGUACUCUGCCUCUUCAUGCUCACACCACUACGCUGGCUCACAAUAAUUCUAAUCUCAAUAAUAGCGUUAAUAGUGUACACUCUGCGCCUCCACAAGUCGGUACGGUACAUCCGUUGCAGAGCCAUCCGCAGAUACCACCUCCUGCACCGCCUAGUGUCACUGGGUCUUAUAUACAGGAGGUUCAUAUGCCACCACCACCGUCACCACUGGUCGUUGGCGGAGACCUAGGCGAAUUUACAGGUCACCACACAUUACCACACCGUCUCUCACACCAAUUAAGCCGUGGUAGCGGUGCCAGUAGUCCUCCCUUGCCACCACCACCACCACCAGAACAAGAGGAGCACCCGCAGUUUGGACGUCCGCCCCAAUCUAGCGCCAUAAUGCCAAUCGUACCCGACGAAGAUGAUCUUCCUGGCUGGGUUCCCAAAAAUUACAUCGAGAAAGUGGUAGCAAUUUAUGAUUAUUACGCCGAUAAAGAAGAUGAAUUAAGCUUUCAAGAAAGUUGCGUUAUUUAUGUAUUGAAGAAAAAUGAUGAUGGAUGGUGGGAAGGUGUCAUGGAUGGUAUUACUGGACUAUUUCCAGGCAAUUAUGUUGAACCUUGUGUUUAAGAAUAAAAAUAAUAAAUAAAAAAAAAAAAAUUUACUUUUUUCUUGUCGAUUUAUAUAAAUUUAAUAUGAUCCUGAAGUUAGCAGACUAUUAAUAAUUUUUUGAUUUUUUUUUUAACAGAUCAAUUACAAAGAAAUAAAAAAAAAAUAUGCACAUUGAGAAAAUUUUAAAAACUACAGGUGAAAUUAUUUCAAAUAUUUUUUUUUUACAAUUUAUCGUUUAAAAAAAAAUCUGAAAAUUAUUAGAUGUCGGCUAACUUCAGUCGGCUAACUUCAGUCUCGGCUGACUUCAGUCUCAUAAUUUAAUAUCGAUGGAAUCUCAUCAAAUUUAUUAUACAAAAAUAUCAAAGAUGCUGAUGUUGCAAAUAAUUCAGCUAAUGGUAAAUUUUUUUUUUUUUGCUAAGUACGCAAUUUUGAUAUAUAUGUAUAUCAUUGUAAUAAAAAAAAAUUAAUAAUUGAGAUAACAAAUUAUGAGCUUGUAGACUUUGCUAAAAAAUAUUUUAAAAAGUUAGUGCGUCUGUGUAAUUUUACUAUUUUUUUUUUAAAUAAUUAUAAGCUGAAGUAAAAAAAAUUGUAAUUAUUAAUAUUUAAUAUUUGUACCUUUUUUAGUGGAAGUAUUUAUAAAAUAUUUGAAAAUAUUUAAUUCAACUUUUUGUAAUUAUUUAAUAAAGUUGGAAUAAUUGAAA
Messenger RNA from Microplitis mediator, 2197 nucleotides. It is a transcript of the gene Abi, whose product is annotated as abl interactor 2. The transcript is spliced from 4 exons. Gene Ontology annotation, molecular function: SH3 domain binding. The record is from RefSeq and is a predicted model, not a curated record. Lineage: Eukaryota; Metazoa; Arthropoda; Insecta; Hymenoptera; Braconidae. Bases 165 to 1514 code for a protein of 449 amino acids.